Molecule: messenger RNA, 2073 nt
Organism: Ricinus communis (castor bean)
Lineage: Eukaryota; Viridiplantae; Streptophyta; Magnoliopsida; Malpighiales; Euphorbiaceae
Product: serine hydroxymethyltransferase, mitochondrial
Exons: 16
Coding region: 286-1833 (515 amino acids)
Biological process (GO): tetrahydrofolate interconversion; folic acid metabolic process; L-serine catabolic process
Cellular component (GO): cytoplasm
Molecular function (GO): glycine hydroxymethyltransferase activity; pyridoxal phosphate binding; serine binding
Source: RefSeq, a predicted model, not a curated record
GAAGCUGGCGCGACGGUGUGACGCCACGUCACCAAUUCCCUUCUCAAGCCAGUAGCCACGAAAACACACUGAGUAGGGAUAACGAGAUCAUCAUCCACCAAUUCAGGACGACGACGACAUCACCACCACCACCACCAUAAUUUUUCCUUUUUUCUUUUUAUUUUUUUCUAAAAUAAAUCUUCAGCCACCAAAAACCCAUCUUCCAUCACCAGGUACCAAAGCCAAAUAUUCAAAUAUAACAAAACAACACAAAGAAGAAAAAGCUUAGAGGCAGAGAGCAAGAAAAUGGCAAUGGCAAUGGCGCUUCGGAGACUAUCUUCUUCCAUUGACAAGCCUAUUCGUCCUCUCUUCAAUGCUACAUCUCACUAUUACAUGUCUUCUUUGCCUAAUGAAGCUGUGUACGAGAAGGAGAAAUCUGGUGCCACUUGGCCAAAGCAACUUAAUGCACCACUGGAGGUUGUGGACCCUGAGAUUGCUGACAUUAUUGAGCUCGAGAAAGCCCGUCAAUGGAAGGGUCUUGAACUUAUACCCUCAGAGAACUUCACUUCUGUAUCAGUGAUGCAAGCUGUUGGAUCUGUCAUGACCAACAAGUACAGUGAAGGAUAUCCUGGUGCAAGAUACUAUGGAGGAAAUGAGUAUAUUGACAUGGCAGAAUCCUUAUGUCAGAAGCGUGCAUUAGAAGCAUUUAGAUUGGAUCCUGCUAAAUGGGGAGUGAAUGUGCAGUCUCUAUCUGGAUCUCCAGCAAAUUUCCAAGUCUACACUGCAUUGUUAAAACCUCAUGACAGAAUCAUGGCCCUUGAUCUUCCUCACGGUGGGCACCUUUCACAUGGUUAUCAGACGGACACCAAAAAGAUAUCUGCAGUGUCAAUAUUUUUUGAGACAAUGCCAUACAGAUUGAAUGAGAGCACUGGCUAUAUUGACUAUGAUCAGCUGGAGAAAAGUGCCGUCCUCUUCAGACCAAAGUUGAUAGUUGCUGGUGCUAGCGCUUAUGCUCGUCUAUAUGAUUAUGAACGGAUUCGCAAGGUUUGCGACAAACAAAAAGCUAUACUGUUGGCAGAUAUGGCACAUAUUAGCGGGUUAGUUGCAGCUGGUGUCAUCCCAUCACCCUUUGACUAUGCAGAUGUAGUGACCACCACCACUCACAAGUCCCUUCGUGGACCUCGUGGAGCUAUGAUUUUCUACAGGAAGGGGGUAAAAGAGGUUAACAAACAAGGCAAAGAGGUCUUGUAUGACUAUGAAGACAAAAUCAAUCAAUCUGUUUUUCCUGGACUUCAAGGGGGCCCUCACAACCACACAAUUACUGGUUUAGCAGUUGCUCUGAAACAGGCCACAACCUCAGAAUACAAAGCUUACCAAGAGCAAGUUCUCAGUAAUUGUGCAAAAUUUGCACAGACGUUAGCUCAGAAGGGAUAUGAACUCGUGUCUGGCGGAACUGAGAACCAUUUAGUUUUGGUGAAUUUGAAGAACAAGGGUAUUGAUGGCUCCAGAGUUGAAAAGGUGCUGGAAGCUGUUCACAUUGCUGCAAACAAAAACACCGUUCCUGGAGAUGUAUCUGCCAUGGUUCCUGGUGGCAUAAGGAUGGGAACCCCUGCUCUUACAUCUAGGGGAUUUAUUGAGGAGGACUUUGCUAAGGUAGCAGAAUUCUUUGAUGCUGCCGUGAAGUUGGCAGUCAAGAUCAAGGGUGAAACCAAAGGGACAAAGUUGAAGGACUUCUUGGCUACAAUUCCUCAGUUCCAAUCUGAUAUCACAAAACUUCGCCAUGCUGUUGAAGAAUAUGCCAAACAAUUCCCAACUAUUGGAUUUGAGAAAGGAACCAUGAAGUACAAGAACUGAACAUGAAAACUCGACUGCUUUCAGACACCAUCAGGCGGCAUGGCAGAAGGAAUAACAAUGGAAUGGAGAUGACAAAUAAUUAGCUAAUAAUCCUUGGAGAAUAAUAAACUACUAACAUGCGUACUCUAUUAGUGGAAAGAAAUGCCACUGUCUAUUCUCAAUCUGUUAAAGAUAUGCCUGCAGUUCUAUAUCUUGUUUGCAACAUUCUUCUGUUUAAAUAAAGUUGACAUCUUUGCUUCA